UACCGGGCUUUUAUUUGAUGCGAGGGAGGUGGUUUGAAUUUUUAGUAUCUUUAGGCUUGUGCAUAAAGUUGAAUUGUUAUCCAAAUUUAUAAACAGUAGACUACAAUAAAUUUACUAAACAGUUUGAUAUUCUAUUAUAUUAGCUACAGAAACUAACAAACAUGGGCGAUUUACCUCCAAGAGGUGGUGGACCAAUAAGAGGUAGAGGUUUCCCUCGUAUAGCCCGUGGUGGUCCUGCUGGUAGAGGAAGACCACCUAGGGGGGGAAUGUUUCCACCACGUGGAAGAGGGGGGCCACCUGGUGGUCCUGUAGGCAGAGGUGGACCACCUACAAGAGGAAGACCACCAUUGCGUAGAGGACUUGGAGGUCCUCCUGGUGUUAUGCGAGGAAGAGGAGCUCCACGUGGGGAUGGAAUGUUAGGAAGGAGACCUUGGGGAGGGCCACCAUUAGGUAGAGGUGGACCUCCCUCAAAAAGAGGACGUUGGGAAGAAUCUGGGGGAUAUCCUAAUUAUGACAGUUUCGGCCCGCCAGAUCACCUGGAGUCAAGAGAAAUCCUUCCUUCAAAGAGGAUCCCCGUUCAUUGCAGUGCAGGCUCAGAAUACCCGUCUAAUGAUUAUGGUAUGGAAGGAGGCGACUUUCAGAAUCCUUCUGGAUAUGGAUCAUCAUACAGUAAUCCAGAUGGCUAUCGAGAUUCAUAUGACCAACCUCAGCAGGGUACUGCUCCCUAUAGUAAACCGGAUGAUCCCUAUCAACGACGUACUCUCUCUUCAGAUCCAUAUGGUUAUCGAGCACCUCAAUCAGAAUCCUAUACAAGGUCAGAUUCGUAUGGCAGAUCACAGCCUCCAACUGACCCCUAUGGUCGACCAGCUCCUCCCCAAGGCUCUUAUACUCGGUCUGCACCUCAUUCAUAUGGGAGGCCAGCUCCUACUGAGGAUCCCUAUGCUCGACCAGGACCUGCUGAUCCAUAUGGCAGACCUCCGCCAGCUGAUCCUGCAGCUAGGCCAGCACCACCUGCUGAUCCAUAUGCCAGACCAGCACCACCUGCUGAUCCGUAUGCUAGACCAGCACCACCAGAUCCUUAUGGAGGACCAAUACCACCUGAUCCAUAUGCCAGACCAGUUUCUUCUGACCCUUAUGCAAAACCUGUACCUCCAGCUUAUUCACAGAGUACAGGUUAUGGAUACAAUACAGGCAUGCCAGGUGCAGAAGAUCAUUACUGGAACAAUUCAGGUGUGUCCAAGGCCAGUAGUUAUCAGCAGUACGACUACAACACUUACUAGUACCAACUCUUCUUACGCUCCAAGAUAUAGUUACUAAAGUAGCACCAGGUUAUGGGCACCCAUCUUUUAAUUAUUGAGCUGGCGACAGUCGUAUCGUAGCAUUGUGUUGUGUUCAUAUUUCUACAUAUUGUUUCUUUCUUGUGUAACUUGACAUUUUGAGCAAUAUUUUAGUAGCUUUAGAAUAAUUUUUAUCUAAGUGACAAAAAGAAUUUUUUUGAAGUAGCUGCUUUUAAAAAUGAUGUCUCAAGUGUAUUGUUAAUUAUGAAUUUUUAAAUAGAUAAGAAAACAGUAACCUAACAUGUUCACAUUCAGCCUUUUUUAACAGCUUAAAGGCAAGUUGGGAGUUUGUUUUUUGACUCAAUAUGUUCUUUUAAUACGAAGCAAAAUAUAAGUAGUACGAAAAACAUUUGUAUUCAUUACAUAAAACAUUUCAGUUUUGAUUAAUGUAAUUGUGCAACUGAAAUGAUGCAUGAUGUUUUUGGAAUCAGUUCUACAUUGUAAAGUUUGUUUUUGUCAAAACUUGUAUUUUCAAUGACUGAAGUAAAUGCACACAGGCAUUGGUAAUUCGUAAUUAAAAUGUUUUUACAGCAACUGA
Messenger RNA from Limulus polyphemus (Atlantic horseshoe crab), 1875 nucleotides. Its product is annotated as proline-rich protein 2-like. Bases 162 to 1280 code for a protein of 372 amino acids. NCBI's taxonomy places the organism in Eukaryota, Metazoa, Arthropoda, Merostomata, Xiphosura, Limulidae. The transcript has 8 exons. The record is from RefSeq and is a predicted model, not a curated record.